Molecule: messenger RNA, 2035 nt
Organism: Nerophis ophidion (straightnose pipefish)
Lineage: Eukaryota; Metazoa; Chordata; Actinopteri; Syngnathiformes; Syngnathidae
Product: protein unc-119 homolog B-like
Exons: 5
Coding region: 32-733 (233 amino acids)
Biological process (GO): nervous system development; cilium assembly; lipoprotein transport
Cellular component (GO): cilium
Molecular function (GO): lipid binding
Source: RefSeq, a predicted model, not a curated record
GCCAUCUUCGCGCACUUUCCUCCGGGCAGACAUGAGCGGGGCCAAAGCCGACAAGGUCUCCGGCGGCUCCGCGGCUCCCUCGCGGGAGCGCAAGUCGGGCGGAGCGGUUCUGAAGAGACUCCGCUCCCGCCGGAGUCAAGCGGACAGCAGGCCCGUCACGGAGGAGGACUUGCGGGCACGGAGCGGACACACCACGCCGGAGGAUGUCCUCGGACUGCGGGUGGCGACACGAGGCUACAUGUGUAAACCCCAGGACAACAUCUACAACAUCGACUUUGUGCGCUUCAAGAUCCGAGACCUGGACUCGGGAACUGUUCUGUUUGAGAUCGCCAAACCCCCGCAUUCAGAGGAAGACGAGGAAAACCGAGCGUCAGACGCCAUCGCCGGCCGUUUCGUGCGCUACCAAUUCACCCCUGCGUUCCUCCGCCUGAGGACGGUGGGAGCCACGGUGGAGUUCACCGUCGGCAACCGGCCCCUGAACAACUUCCGAAUGAUCGAGCGCCACUACUUCCGGGAUCGCCUCCUGAAGACCUUCGACUUUGACUUUGGCUUCUGCAUCCCAAACAGCCGAAAUAGCUGCGAACACAUCUACGAGUUCCCUCAGCUGUCCGAGGGCUUAGUGCGUCAGAUGGUGGAGUGUCCUUACGAGACUCGCUCUGACAGCUUUUAUUUUGUGGACAACAGACUGGUCAUGCACAACAAGGCCGACUACGCUUACCACGGAGGACAGUGAUGUCUGCCUUCCACACACACACACACACACACACACACACACACACACACACACACACACACACACACACACACGCACACACACUUGUUUUUUCUACCUUCUUGAGACCUCCGAAAAAUGCUUACCUCUAGUAUUAUUUAUAAUAAAAUUCGUAAUUUUACUCAACGCGAGUCAAAAUUCUACAAGAAAAACGGAACAAUUGUGCAAAAUGAUGAUAAAAAUUGGAAUUUUACUCAAUAACAGUUGCAAUUUUACAGGAAAAGCGUCUCAUUUUGGCAAUUUCCCGAAAAGAGUCGUAACCUUACUCGACAAAAGUCACAAUUUUAUGAGAAAACUUUAACAUUUUGGCAAUAUUAUAGUAACAAUCUAAAUUUUGCUUAAAAUAUUUCAGUAGUUUACAAGAACACAAAAAUUGGCAAUAUUGUGAUAAAAGUCAGAAUUUUAUAUGACAAAUGUCACCAUCUAGCAUUAAAAAAUUACAAUUUUACAUGAAAAAGUGAUAAUUUCACGAGGAAAUACUGCUAUAUUACAGAAAAAGAAAUAUAAUUGUUCCCAAUUUUAUUAGAAAAAAGUCAAAAAAGACUGCUUUUAGUUAUUUUCAAUUUUUUUGUUUAUAAUUGGUUUUUCAUCUUCAUUAUUUACUUUGUUAUUACAGUAUAUCUUUAAAUACAUAUUUAUUGAUUUUAAUUAAUUAUUGGCCAAAGGUGGCGCAUUUCAAUUUCUUACACACACUUGUUAUUUCAUAUGUUGACCAGAGGGGGAGCACUUUUAAAAGCGACACACAGUCAAUUUGAAGGAAAAGCGUCUCAUUUUGGCAAUUUUAUGAAAAUAGUCAUAACUUUGUUCGACAAAAGUCACAAUUUUAUGAGAAAACCUUAACAUUUUGGCAAUAUAAUGAUCAUUGGAAUUUUACUCCAACAAUGUCACAAUUUUACAAGACCAACACAAAAAUUGUGAUAAAAGUUGUAUUUGCUACCUUCUUGAGACCUACAAAGAAUGCCUACCUCUAGUAUUUUAAUAAAAGUCGUAAUUUUACUCAACGAAAGUCAAAAUUCUACAAGAAAAACGGAACAAUUAUGCAAAAUGACGAUAGAAAUUGGAAUUUUACUCAAUAACAGUCGCAAUUUUACAAGAAAAGUGCAACAUUUUAGCAAUUUUAUGAAAACUAACCUUACUUGACAAAAGUCGCAAUUUUAUGAGAAAACUCUAACAUUUUGGCAAUAUUAAAAUAUUUAUCGGAAUUUUACUCAAAAAAAUGUCACUAUUUCAUAGAAACAACGCAAAAAUUGGCAAUAUUGUGAC